This is a messenger RNA of Ixodes scapularis (black-legged tick), 606 nucleotides long. RefSeq lists its product as uncharacterized. The record is from RefSeq and is a predicted model, not a curated record. The transcript has 7 exons. Bases 1 to 606 code for a protein of 201 amino acids. NCBI's taxonomy places the organism in Eukaryota, Metazoa, Arthropoda, Arachnida, Ixodida, Ixodidae.
AUGAGCGUCUUGUUCGGAAUGCUGGUGCUUGCAUCACUUAUAUUUUGUCUUGAUGCUGAACGCAUGCCAAAUGGUCCCAAUAAGAAAGGUUCAAGCAGGCGUGAAACGAAGAUUACGAUAGCCUACCUAUUGGAUGGGAACUCAUUUUCAACAGAAGCAGCAGCACGGAAUUCCACAGCUGGACAUUGGUUGAAUAGUGUCCAAGAAAAGGCGCAACAGAAGAUAAACAAAGAGCUUCAAGUGAAUAUAAAAUUUGACAUUACGAAUAUUAAUAUAACUGAUAGCGACCUGACGCAAAAACUUAUACAUUGGUGUAGCAACAAACUAAUAAAUGCUAGCGCGUAUCUGGAUUAUCUGAAGCAGUCUUAUCAAAACAAAGUGAGCCCCGAUAUGAUUUGUGUUCUUACAAACUACACAAUGUAUGACGAAGAUUUGGAUAGUUAUUUAGCGUAUAUAAAACACAAAACCUUAUGCGAAAGUAUGGUGCCAUUUCUCCUAACAUACAUUCCGAACAAAGUUAAUAACACCGGAGAGUUUUUGAGUGAACUUAUUAAAAAAAGCAUUACGUCGAAGAAAGUUAAAUUGGAGCAGAGUGACUUUAGGUAA